Vitis vinifera (wine grape) is the source of this 558-nucleotide messenger RNA. The record is from the annotation of a RefSeq genome assembly. NCBI's taxonomy places the organism in Eukaryota, Viridiplantae, Streptophyta, Magnoliopsida, Vitales, Vitaceae.
AUGGAAAAACAUCUCGUAAUGUAUUUAACCAGAAAAUCGAUUAUGCUCCUGCGGAAGUAUCUACUCGUUACGGAAUCUCAGGUGUCAAAGUGUGGAUUUCAUAUAGUAAAAAAAAAAAGGGACGUGCUAUAUCCGAAACGUACGAAAUAUAGUAAAUAUCGUAAAGGCAGAUGUAGUAGGGGUCGCGAACCGGACGGUACACAACUUGGUUUUGGAAGAUAUGGCACUCAAAGUUGUAGAGCUGGUCGUCUUUCAUAUCGAGCCAUUGAAGCAGCGCGUCGGGCUACAAUCGGACAAUUCCAUCGUGCUAUGAGCGGACAAUUCCGAAGAAAUGGUAAGAUAUGGGUCAGAGUUCUCGCGGAUCUCCCUAUUACCGGGAAACCCACAGAAGUCAGAAUGGGAAGAGGAAAAGGAAAUCCUACGGGUUGGAUUGCUCGUGUGUCCACGGGACAAAUCCCAUUUGAAAUGGAUGGUGUGAGUUUGUCAAAUGCUCGACAAGCCGCUACAUUAGCGGCGCAUAAACCAUGUUCGUCAACCAAGUUUGUUCAGUGGUCGUAA